AAAACCACCAGUCUACAAGCAAAUCAAGUACAGCCUAGAUGACAACGACAGGUCAAUGAUUUUCGCCAUGACCUGCUGGUCAAAGAAAGAGAACUGCAAGAUGCCAAAAUAAGGAAUCAGUGUGAAGAAGAUGGAGUUUCUACCUCUGUUGAUUACUUACUGUGUGCUGUUUAUAGUUGGUUCUCUAUGCUUGCUGUAUAGGGAUUCAGCUCUCUUGUGUACAGGACCUAUUGGUGCUCUCAGACAGAUUUUAACUGAGAGUGUAGAGAGAAUUGUUCCCAGAAGUAUCCAGAAUGUUCUUCUCAAGCUGUGCACCUAUCUGCUGUAUACAAGGAACUGUGCAUUUCAACUGAUCUUUCUGGUAUUGUGUAUACUAGCACAUGUUGUAUGGCUAGUGGACAUGAUACCAAUCUUGUAUCAUCACUACCCAAAUCACAACCAUACACUGUGGCCUUUUGUUGCUUUGUUUACAAACUAUUUUUGCUGGCAUAAGGCUUGGACAGGUGAUCCUGGGGAAAUAAAACCUAAUAACAGUACAGAAUAUGUGCAGAUAUAUGAACCAGAUGGUAUUUUGUAUGAAGGAAAUCCAGUUUGUUCAACAUGUCAGUUGAAGAAACCAGUUCGAUCUAAACACUGUGGUAUAUGUAACAGAUGUGUUCACCGCUUUGACCACCAUUGUAUCUGGACAAAUAACUGUGUAGGGGGACUAAACCAUCGUUACUUUAUAUUAUUCAUGGUCACAUUACUUGCUAUGUUCCUACAGGGUAUAUAUGUAGGUAGUGGGUGUGUACUUCAGUAUGCUGAGGAUAUAAAACUGUUCCAAGCUUCAUUUGUAGACGACGAUGGCAGUGUGAAACCUAUGACGAUAUCUGUCGCAUUUCAGCAUUUAUUUAUGGCACUGCCUCGCCUGGUGUUCCUGGUAAUUGCAUUAGUUGUAUUGACUGUAUUAGUCAGUAUAUUCCUAAGUCAUCAUUUGUAUCUUAUCUUCACGAACCAGACGACAAAUGAAAGGUAUAAACUACAGGAGCUUCAGAAAAAACAGGCAGACAGGAGUGCACCUAGUAGUUCAUAUACCAACAGAAAUAGUUCAAACACAGAAAGAACUAACACUAAAGUUAUUCAUUCAAAAUAUAGACCAUUUUCCAAGGGGAUGGUCAAUAACUUUUUGGAAGUGUUUCUCCCAUACAAUUUCAUGAGGUCAAGAAUAAAACGUCAAUAGUU
Messenger RNA from Mercenaria mercenaria, 1221 nucleotides. Its product is annotated as palmitoyltransferase ZDHHC4-like. The coding region runs from base 131 to 1219 and encodes 362 amino acids. Gene Ontology annotation, biological process: peptidyl-L-cysteine S-palmitoylation; protein targeting to membrane. The transcript has 7 exons. Gene Ontology annotation, cellular component: Golgi apparatus; endoplasmic reticulum. Lineage: Eukaryota; Metazoa; Mollusca; Bivalvia; Venerida; Veneridae. Gene Ontology annotation, molecular function: endonuclease activity; protein-cysteine S-palmitoyltransferase activity. The record is from RefSeq and is a predicted model, not a curated record.